GACUUGAGUUAAAAAUUUGGCAUUGACGACGUUGGCUUGCUGCAAAAAAACCGCCGUAAUCCCUUCAAAAACCCCAAAUAAAUAGAUUUCCCUUUCCUUAUUUGAAAACUGUUUAGGCGGGCGCCGCGUCACGUCGUUUCGUCGCCGUCUCUUCUCUCUUCUUGUCUUGUGUUUGUGUCUCCGUGAUCAAGACAGGCGUAACGGCGUAUCAGCGGUGCUUUGAAUUCGCCAAGUCCUAAAUCUCUGAAUCUAAAAUUUGAUUAAGCUUUGAUUGCACAAAAUAUUCAAUUUCCUUUUUGAAGAAACCUAACAAAAAUUACCCCCAAAAAAGAAAGAGAACAGAAUUAGUAUAAAUCGAGAAAAACAAAGCAAAAUGAAGAUGGCAAUGGCUGGUUUGUAUAAACGAGUCCUUCCUUCUCCUCCUGCGGUCGAUUUCGCUUCCUCCGAUGGAAAGCAACUUUUCAUUGAAGCUAUUCAAAAUGGGACGAUGGAAGGAUUUUAUAGGUUGAUAUCUUACUUCCAGACACAAUCAGAGCCAGCUUACUGUGGGCUAGCCAGCCUUGCCAUGGUCUUGAAUGCCCUUGCUAUUGACCCUGGAAGAAAAUGGAAAGGACCUUGGAGGUGGUUCGAUGAAUCUAUGCUUGAUUGUUGUGAGCCUUUGGAAAAGGUUAAAGAAAAAGGGAUAUCAUUUGGGAAGCUUGUAUGUUUGGCUCAUUGUGCUGGAGCGAAAGUUGAAGCUUUCCGCACAAACCAAAGCACCUUGGAUGACUUCCGCAACUUUAUUGUGAGAUGUUCCACUUCUGAUGAUUGUCAUGUGAUUUCAUCAUAUCAUAGGGCAACUUUUAAACAGACAGGCACUGGCCAUUUUUCUCCUAUUGGUGGUUAUCAUGCUGAAAGGGACAUGGCCCUGAUUUUAGAUGUUGCUCGUUUUAAGUAUCCUCCUCAUUGGGUUCCUGUGACACUUCUUUGGGAAGCCAUGGAUAAUGUUGAUGAAGCAACAGGGCAACAUAGAGGGUUCAUGCUAAUUUCCAGACCUCACAGAGAUCCAGGAUUGCUUUAUACCCUGAGCUGUAAGCAUGAAAGUUGGGUCAAAGUUGCGAAGUAUUUAAUGGAUGAUGUUCCUAAUCUUGUGAAGUCAGACGAUGUGAAAGAUGUUCAUAAAGUUCUCUCAGUUGUUUUCUCAUCACUCCCAUCAAAUUUUGAAGAGUUCAUCAAGUGGCUUGCAGAAGUUAGGAGAAGGGAGGAUGGUGGUCAAAAUCUUAGCCAAGAGGAGAAAGGAAGGCUUUCUCUAAAGGAAGAGGUGUUGAAACAAGUACAGGAAACCAGCCUUUUUAAGCAUGUUGUAACAUUUUUAUCAUCAGUGAAUUCAUGCUGCAGAAAUGCACUGGCUUUAAGUCGUGAAAGUAAUCUGCCUGACAUUGCUGCCACAGUCUGUUGCCAAGGGGCAGAACUUUUGGAUGGGAAGUUUGGUUCCCCAAAGAGGUAUUGCUGUCGGGAAACAUGUGUUACAAGCUUGAAGGCUAAUGGUGACAAGCCUAUUACCUUUGUGUCUGGGACAGUUGUAAAUGGUAGCUCUGAGCAGGGGGUUGAUGUGCUGGUUCCUUCAUACCUGAAAAAGCUGAAUUGUUGUGGCUCUAGCCCAACUAGUUGCAUUGGGAUUUACCCGGCUGGCAAUGAUGUUCUAACAGCUCUUCUGCUGGCCUUGCCUCCAGAAACGUGGGGUGGUAUUAAAGAUGAGAAGCUUUUGAGUGAAAUGUAUUCCCUUGUCUCCACCAAGAAUCUUCCCAUUUUGCUUCAGGAAGAGGUUUUGCACCUUCGACGGCAGCUUCAUCUUCUCAAGAAAUGUCAAGAGAAUAAGGUAGAUGAAGAUCUAGGUGCACCUUUAUGCUAGCCUAUUACACGAUCUUCCCCUCGCGUACUUUUUCUUCUCUUCCUUUUUAUCUUCAUUUCUCUCUCCAAUAGUAUAUAUUGUUGGUAACAAAGUUAGAUAGCACCAUAGAAAUGUGUUGCCCUUUUUAAUACAGCCGGGGGGCAAGUAAUGCUACCCCUGUGACGGAAAUAUCAUUGUUACGAGGCAAGGGGAGUUUCCGGGGACCUCAAGACAAAGUGGAAAGAAACGUCAUUCAGAGGCAGUAACCUUUGAAGCAAUUCCAUGUUUUGGGAGUGGUAUGGAUGCUGCAUCACGAUGAAGCAAUUUUCCUACUUAUCUGCAAAAUGUUGGUGCAAUAAACUGCCCUUAUCUCAUGACCAUACAUCCAAUGAAGACAAAUUUUAUUUUUUAUUUUAACAAAAGAAUGUGAGAUGCUAUUAUCCUAAUAUUAGCUCCAUUUCGCAAUUAAUAUUGGUAUAUAAUUGUAGAAAAAUGAAAAUUCUAGAAUUAACUAGUAUUCAUUUUCCGCUAUGUGUG
This is a messenger RNA of Durio zibethinus, 2407 nucleotides long. RefSeq names its product glutathione gamma-glutamylcysteinyltransferase 1-like. NCBI's taxonomy places the organism in Eukaryota, Viridiplantae, Streptophyta, Magnoliopsida, Malvales, Malvaceae. Gene Ontology annotation, biological process: detoxification of copper ion; response to metal ion; cellular detoxification of cadmium ion. Gene Ontology annotation, molecular function: metal ion binding; glutathione gamma-glutamylcysteinyltransferase activity. The record is from RefSeq and is a predicted model, not a curated record.